CACACGGGAAACCCAAUUGUUUUUGUUAAGAUUGUGUUGGCUAGACAGACACGGUUUUCCCGCUGUGACUAAAAAUAGAACCAUGUCAUUGCAGAUCGCAGACGACUUUUCACAGGUUGCGAGUGGGGUUUUCGACGUUAAACAACGCAGGAGUUUUUGAACUCUGUUCAGCCUACACAGGGAUCCUGGAACAUGAUAUGCUAAAGGACAACCAAACCUCUAUAUUCUACAUCCACUCAAGACAAAGCAUGGGCAAUACCAUCGACACCAGAAGGAACAGGCACCCAGGAACAGGCACACAUUUGGUAUUAAACACCCUCAGCUUUGUAUGGAUAUAGAAAAGGCCAGGUCUAGACAUGGAAGGAAAGGAUCAAGCGAGGGUACUCUACAUAAAAUCCUUCAACAAUGAAACAGCGCUGGGGUCUCAAACGAUGGGGCAGGUGUCAAAGUCUGUUAAAAAAUUAGUUCGAGAUUCCCUGUCACGCAUCGAAAGGAAGUGUCGAUUUGAAUAUCAGGAGUUUUGGGCUGUCAUUGAAAAGACAGCAGAGAGAGGGAAGUUGAUUCCUGAUAAAGCAGCGGAGGCCUUCAAAAAUCUUGAAAAAUAUUUUAUUCUCUUAUACAAGAUGCCAUGGAAGCGUGAAUUUAGGAAACUGAAGACCUACUGUGGGUUCUUCCAGUCGAAAAUUAGGUCCCAUCUUGAAGACCCUGAAUCAAUUAUUUGCCUCGUUGGAUUCCAACCAGACACAGCCAACACACUCGUGUUGAAAGGGGAACCUGACCUACAGCUUAUAAUAGCAGUAGCAUUUGAAUGUGUAGUGGCUACAGUGGAAUGUGAAAUGCUUUCCGAGUUUCAUAGGAAGAUGAAGGAAGGAGGAGCGAACGUUUCAGAUGUCGUAAGGUGGCGGGACACAGGAGUACUUCCGGCAGUCAAGAACACUGAAGACGAAGACAGGAACGGUUUUAAAACUAGAGAAGGUGAAAGUAGAAUAGACUCUGCGUAUGCAUCAGCCGCCCCCAGUAGUGUCAGGAACAAGGUAGUCUUGGCUGGGGCAACCGGGGGAGUUCCUAGGAACCUGCCUUUCAUUGAUGAGGAUGAUCAUUUUGUGGACGAUACUGGAUAUGUGGAAGGAACAAUAGAUGAGCACUACAUGGCCAGCCUGCAGAGGUUGAGUCAGAACCCUCAACGCCAAGCUGCCCCUCAGAGCGGGUCCGACGACUGGGCGUUUGUGCGCGAAGGCCUGGAGACCAAAUAUGGAACAAAAUAUUUCGAUGGAGCAAGAGGAGAUGUGAUCCGGAAUUCAAGGGAACAUAUUAGGCUUCCACCCCGAGAUGAACAAUCCGACGAAGGUAUUGACAUUGAAGAAGAACCUCCCGCUGUCAAUAUUGAACAUCCUCCAGUACGAAUUUCUCCCAGGUCCCAGGUCACAAGUGUCUCUCAGGACAGGACUAUGGCGAGAGAGUCUUCAGGUUAUAGGACAGGGUCUUCACAGGUGUUCUACCCCCCAAGUAAUCUUCUGUCAGGACCCGCCCAUCACCCCCAACCCCUGUCCCCAGGAGCGACAUCUGUAGGCACUUCAGCAUACGUCUCCCAAACAUCCUACAACAGUGCUGCUAGAUCGCAGGUUCCAAUCGUAGCGAGGGGGGUUACCCCCAACAAAAUCUAUCCAAAUAUUGAUACAAUGGCGCGGAAGCCCAACAUAAUCCAGAGAGAUGGUGGCUACAGACCACAGACCUACACCACUAGUGGGGACGUAGGGGCUUCAAUGGCUCGGCGAAUGAAUGAUCUGGGUGUCCCUGAUACAGGGAGGUGGAACUGUCACUUCUGUUCGGGGAUGAACGAUAACCAGAUUGCGAUCUGUCGAGUCUGCGGUAAAAGUAGAGGGCCAGAAAUUGACGGCCCUAAGUGCGGCGACAGCAUCACAGAAUGUAAGAAAUGCACUUACGAAAACCCACCAGGAACACAGAUUUGUGACAUGUGUGGUACACCUUUAGAAAAGAGUAAUGUGCAUACUUACGUAUAGAAUCUAUAACAAUAUUCAAGUACAUAAUGGCUUUGUGCUACGCGAAUUGUUUCAGACUGUGAUCAUAAACACUGCAUAUUCAGAAGCAAGAACGCAGAAUGAUUUAUCGCUGAAGUCAAGGUUCAAGAUUAACAUGUGUAAGUUUGCAGUGUAUCCAACCAAAUUGUUCAAACCACCACCUAAUGGUCUGAAAACGCAGAUGUCACCUUUGUGCAAAGUACAAUUUUGAAGAACACAUAGUUGACUAUUUCGUUGUUAUAGAGUCAGAGUUUCUCCAGAAACCUCGUCCAUGGCUAACUGGGAUUCAGGACUCCAGCAAUUUUCAGAACUUGUAAGUUCCAUUCUGAGAAAGACGGUCUCCUUGCUAAGUCCUUCCAUUCAGGAUAUUUACACUAACAUCUUUAACUGGACACUGUUCAACGCUGUACCAUGCAUCAACCGACGGAUGCCAAUAAACCAAUAAGCCGACUUAAUAGAAAUAUUUUCAACACAACACACAUGUAUAUUAUUAAAAUGAAGGACUUCACCACGCUCUUAACGUCGGAAUGGCUAUUGGUAAGACCGAGUCUUGAUAAGAUGUCUGGAACGUCUCUACUAUUAGGGUGAUUUCAAUAGCACUGUGCACAAUGUUCAUGUAUUCUUAAUAAUCUCUUUGUUUGGGGUACACCACAAGACAAAUAAAAUUGGACCUGGGCUACAGGUACUUAUUGGCUCGAGAUCGCAGAGCUUUGCAUA
Haliotis rufescens (red abalone) is the source of this 2756-nucleotide messenger RNA. RefSeq lists its product as uncharacterized. Gene Ontology annotation, cellular component: cytoplasm. The coding region runs from base 357 to 2021 and encodes 554 amino acids. The record is from RefSeq and is a predicted model, not a curated record. NCBI's taxonomy places the organism in Eukaryota, Metazoa, Mollusca, Gastropoda, Lepetellida, Haliotidae. The transcript has 4 exons.